UUGAGCUUAAGGUAAGAAUGUGUUGCACAGGUUGCGUUAGGAUCGUUAAGAACGCAAUCUCCAAGCUCCGAGGAGUUGAUUCAGUGGAGGUGGAGAGAGAGCUAGGAAGAGUGAGAGUGGUGGGUUACGUUGACAGAAACAAAGUACUCAAAGCCGUGAGGCGAGCCGGGAAGAGAGCUGAGUUUUGGCCAUACCCUGAGCCUCCACUUUACUUCACAUCUACUCAAAACUAUUUCGUAGAUCCUUCCAAAGAGUUUAAAGAGAGCUAUAACUAUUAUAGACAUGGCUACAAUGGUACGGAGCAACAUGGUAAUAUCCCCGUAGGUUCUCGUGGAGACGACAGAGUUAGUAAUAUGUUUAAUGACGAUAACGUCAAUGCAUGCUGUCUCAUGUAAUUUAACUACGGAACAAUAACAUAACUAA
Messenger RNA from Camelina sativa (false flax), 423 nucleotides. The record is from RefSeq and is a predicted model, not a curated record. NCBI's taxonomy places the organism in Eukaryota, Viridiplantae, Streptophyta, Magnoliopsida, Brassicales, Brassicaceae.